UUUGGAUUGGAGGCGAAUUCCUCUUCCAUCGUCACAGGCAGCUCAUUGCUACCACCAUUUGAAAACUGUAACAACAUCUCUCUAGUACCCAUAAUGGGUGCACUUCUAUCUAUUCCUCUUCUUGCAGUCCCGAGCCUUAGCACGCUCGGGACGUUUGCCGCAUCUUGUUGUGGAGCUGCAACAUGUUCCGCCGUCUGUAGCGCAUGUGGGAAAUGCCAGGGAAGUAUGGCCACUCGCAUUGCCUACGCGCUCAUUCUGCUCGUCAACUCCAUAGUCUCAUGGAUCAUGCUCACCGAUUGGGCCAUAAAGAAGCUGGAGCAUCUUACUCUCGACUACAUGAGACUGACAUGUGUCGGCCAUGAUUGCUAUGGUUUUGUCGCCGUGCAUCGGAUCAAUUUUGGUUUGGGUGCUUUCCACGCUCUUCUUGCCCUCAUGUUGCUUGGCGUGAAGUCUUCCAAGGACGGCCGCGCCGCUAUCCAGAAUGGCUUUUGGGGGCCGAAAAUCAUCGCGUGGAUUGGAAUAAUUGUACUCACCUUUUUGAUCCCGGACGCCUUUUUCAUAACUUGGGGAAAUUAUGUCGCGUACAUCGGAGCAAUCGUCUUCCUUCUGAUCGGGCUGAUUCUCCUCGUCGACCUUGCGCAUUCGUGGGCGGAAUAUUGCCUUGAAAAGAUCGAGUUUCAUGAUUCUCGCGUCUGGAGGUUUUUCCUCAUCGGAUCGACGCUGAGCAUGUACAUCUGCUCCAUUGCCAUGACUAUUGUCAUGUAUAUCUUCUUUGCGCGUGGAGGCUGUUCAAUGAACCAAGCCGCCAUUACGGUCAACUUGCUUCUACUUCUCAUCAUCUCUUCCAUUUCUGUUCAUCCGGCAGUACAAGAUUCCAACCCCAGAGCUGGCCUUGCCCAGUCAGCCAUGGUCGCAAUUUACUGCACCUACCUGACCAUGUCUGCCGUCUCAAUGGAACCGGAUGAUAAACACUGCAAUCCUCUAGUCCGUGCUCGCGGUACCCGAACCGCGUCGAUCGUAAUCGGUGCCAUUGUUACAAUGCUUACCGUCGCUUACAGUACAACGAGAGCUGCUACUCAGGGCCUCGUCCUGGGCAGCAAAGGCAAUGGCAAUUAUUCUCAGCUCCAUAAUGAAGUUGAACAUGGCCUCACGGACCAGCCGAACAAUCGUCGGGAAAUGCGUGCCGAAGCUCUUCGUGCUGCUGUUGCACAGGGCAGUCUACCCGCAAGCGCUCUUGACGAGAGUGACGAUGAAUCUGAUGAUGAGCGCCCGGCAAAGGAUGACGAGAGAGGAGGCACUCAGUACAAUUAUUCUCUUUUCCAUCUCAUCUUUAUGCUGGCAACAGCCUGGGUUGCAACUCUUUUGACCAUGAAUCUCAAAGAGGAUAGCACAACUUCUGGUGAUUUCCAGCCAGUCGGCAGAACGUACUGGGCCAGCUGGACAAAGAUUGUCAGCGCAUGGGUAUGCUAUGCUAUCUACGCGUGGUCUUUGCUUGCACCUGUUAUUCUGCCCAAUCGGUUUGACUAUUAAAAGUCUGCAGAGAAGCCCAUAAUGCCUUUCUUCAUCUUUGUUUUUUAAAUGAUUGUCUUCUACUGACAUGAAGUUCAUUUACUGAUGGGAAUUUUUUAUGUUAAUGGCCUAGGAGUGGACAAAUAUGUUUUUUGUACUUAUAAAUACUAAUUUAUCUUCUCACUUAAUACGAUUUGGUGAUUGCUGGC
This is a messenger RNA of Xylona heveae TC161, 1718 nucleotides long. RefSeq names its product TMS membrane protein/tumor differentially expressed protein. The transcript has 4 exons. NCBI's taxonomy places the organism in Eukaryota, Fungi, Ascomycota, Xylonomycetes, Xylonales, Xylonaceae. Gene Ontology annotation, cellular component: membrane. Bases 94 to 1530 code for a protein of 478 amino acids. The record is from RefSeq and is a predicted model, not a curated record.